This is a messenger RNA of Spodoptera littoralis (African cotton leafworm), 2200 nucleotides long. The record is from the annotation of a GenBank genome assembly. NCBI's taxonomy places the organism in Eukaryota, Metazoa, Arthropoda, Insecta, Lepidoptera, Noctuidae.
UCUAUGGAUUGCUGUCGAACAAAGAGAACGAACCAAUGAUAAAUAAAUUGAAAAUGGCGUCGUUUAGCCGACCAAAUGAAUCAAAGAAUAUAUUUUUCAAUUAAUUCAAUUUAGCAAUUCAAUAUUUUACAACCAAACGUUGAUAACAAAAGAAUUUGACUGAUUUACGCGUAUUUUGCGGUGUUUAUAUUAGUGAGAAACGUGUAGAGUGCAAGUGAAACCAGAAAUGGUGCUUUAUGUUUUGUCAGUGUGAUAACAUUGGUGUUUACAUGAUUUCGGCGCGGGGCAACUUGGUAAAAUGUUACCGACAGUGGAGGAGACGCGAGGGUACGACUUCCAGGACCCUGAGAAUGUGGAGAAGUGGCGCGGCGUGUUUAUAAAUCCUCUUCGAAAGGUGCUGGACCACGAGCACCCCACCCUGACAGCGGAGGAGAGCGCGCUACAGUAUGUGGAGUCACUCUGUCUACGGCUACUCGCUAUGCUCUGCGCCGUGCCCUCGCCGCUUACAGUGCAGGACGUAGAAGAAAGAGUAGCGCGCACAUUCCCGACACCAUUAGACAAAUGGGCGAUCACAGAGGCCCGCGACCUGGUCACCAUCAAGCGACGGAAGCCGAUGAUCCCCUGCGACAAGCUCCACCAGCUUCUACAAAAGGAGGUGCUUCUAUACAAAAUAGAUGUGUCUGUGUCACAGUUCAUCACGGCUGUACUGGAGUUUAUGACCAGCGAUAUACUGCGGUUGGCUGGGAACUAUGUCAAGAAGAUAUCCCAGAAGUCUGGGUAUGAUACUAUCACGUGCCGGGACAUUAAGACUGCUAUGUGUGCUGAUAAGGUACUAAUGGACAUGUUCUACCAAGAAUCUGAGCUAACGACCUCAGAGAACUCUGGCGGUGGCUCAGAGAGACGAGGCCGUCGCGGCUCCCUCUCGUACGCGGAGCUCGUCAGGGACCUCCUUACUGACGAGAAGCACUUCCUCAGGGACCUCAACCUCAUCAUCAGGGUAUUCAAAGAUGAGCUCGAGAAAAUUUUGGAUAAAGAUAGUCGAGCGAUAUCCUUAAUAUUCGGGAACAUAGUGGACAUAUACGAGCUGACGGUGACUCUGCUGGGCAACCUGGAGGACGCCAUGGAGAUGUCGCAGGACUCGCCCACGCCGUAUAUUGGGAGCUGCUUUGAAGAGCUGGCAGAAGUAGAAGAGUUCCGUGCGUACGUGCGGUACGCUAACAUCGUCACUCGCAAGGAGUCCAGAGACGCGCUGCAAGCUAUUGUGGAUGACCCCGUUCUGUCGGAGCGGCUGGACACGGCGGGGCACGGGUUCCGCCUGGCCGUGAAGUACUACCUGCCCAAGUUGCUGCUGGCGCCGGUGGCGCAUGUCUUCCUCUACCACAACUAUGUCCUGGCGCUGCUGCAGAUCGCCCCCGCUUCCGAAGACAGGGAGAGCUUCAAACAGAUAACUCCUGCGUCUGAAGACAGGGAGAGCUUUAAACAGGUGGAGUGUAAUUUGCAUCCGAUCAAGAAACUAUUGAUCAAGGCGUUGGGGAAUGGACCAAAACUUGACGCGACACUCCGAAUGGCCCACCGAGCUCGCCGUCAGCUCGCCAUAGAGAAGUGUAACGAGCUGGCGCGCAUCGUGGACAACUGGGACGUCAGGGACAUUGGACAGUGCUGUAACGAAUUUAUUAGAGAGGACACGCUGUCCAAGAUAGGUCCAGGCAAGCGUAUAGCGGAGCGGCGCGCGUAUCUCUUCGACGGACUACUACUGCUGUGCAAGCCUAUCACUAGUAUUGUCGUCAACAGCGGCGGCAGUGGCGGCGCGGGCGGCGGCGCGCAGCAACUCAAGCUCAAGGAGAAGCUGCACAUACGGAAACUGGAGCUCGUCGACAGGCCCGACACCGACGAGGCGCGGCACCUGGUGGAGCUGUGCCCGCGCGUGGGCCCGUGCGUGGUGCUGGCGUGCGCGUCGUGCGCGGAGAAGCGACACUGGAUGUGCGACCUCGUCAUGCUCAACACCAAGCCCAUGCUGGACCGCUUCCUCGACAGCAUCCUCCUGGACCUUGAACGCCGGCACCCCCUAAAGCUCCCCCCAGCGUCCCUCUACCGGUUCGCAGUGCCGGACUCCCCCGACAACAUCCUCCUGGAGGACAACUCCGCCGCCCGCCACCAUGGGAACGCUCCAGUACCACUUAUAAAGGUAAUACCCCCGUAG